GUUUGAAUUCCCUUCACGCAACCCUAAACACUUUCAAUCACACGUCUAAUUGGGCCACUUUUUCAAUUUCUCCCCAAUUUCUCGUCAAACUCCAUUACUCCCUUGAAACAAUGAGCAACUCCCAUAGUUAUCUUUGAUAAACAAACACAAAAAUAUGUAAAUCAAGAAUCAAGAUCUUUAUCUAAUUCAUGUUUCCCUGGUAAACUUUGUGUUAAUAUGUCUUGGUUGGACAGUCUACCUGUAAAAGCAUUAACUUUUUUCCCCCAAAAACUAAAAUCUUGACCAAACCCACUUCAAUUUCCCCUUUCCCACUUUGAUUUUCUUCAUAUCCAUCCAAGAAAAUUGGUUGGGGAUUCAAAAUAAAUUCACAAACAGGGUUGAUUGAUUUUUGUAGCCAUAUUCAACAUCAGGGUGUGAGCUGCAUUUUGGGGCAAAGGCUAUAAAAUCUUGAAUACAUGUUCUAACAAAGCCUAUUGGGAUGGGGACACAACUCAUUAGGCAUCCCCUCAAAGAAGAGAGCCUCGACAUUCCAUCAAUUCCACCUGGUUUCGAGUCUUUUACACCUUUUAGAAUAGACGAUAAUACCCCCGCAUCCACAAUUGGUUCUGCAUUACCAACAGCCAAAAAAGAACAAGAAAUCGUGCACCAUGAGGAUAAAAAAGUAAAAAGGUCUCUUAGGCGUAAACCAGGGGUAAACUAUAGUCAAUUUGAUUGCACUUCAGGAGACGAGUCUAAUUCCAAGACAUUCAAUCACAUUCACAUUGAUCAAACUUCAAGAUCUCGUGGGGUUACACGUGGGUGUGAAAAGGGUAGCAAUUGCCAAAAGGUCACUGCAAAAUGGCAUCUGGAAGAAGCUCGGGUGCCUAAUCUUUCAGAGGCUCCUGUAUUUUAUCCGACUGAAAAGGAGUUUGAGAAUACUUUAGAGUACAUUGCAAGCAUUCGUGAUAAAGCAGAAGUAUUUGGCAUAUGUCGUAUAGUACCACCUUCAUCAUGGAAACCUCCAUGCCCUCUCAAGGAAAAAACCGUGUGGGAAACUUCCAUGUUUUCCACUCGUAUUCAAAGGGUUGACAAACUUCAAAAUCGGGAUUCCUUGAAAAAAUCUUUCAAAGCAAAUCACCACAAAAAGAAAAGAAGGCGAAGAAGCACAAAAGCAGGUGUUGAUCAAGAUCAUGGGACACCUGGUUCUUCGAGUCCAAUGGCUCAUGAUUUUGGGUUCGAACCUGGUCCAAGUUUCACUCUUGAUGGAUUCAAGAAAUAUGCGGAUGAUUUCAAAAGACAAUAUUUUAGAAAAAAUGUGGAUGAAUCCGAUACUAAAAGAUCAUGUGAACCCUCUAUUGAAAACAUUGAGGGUGAAUAUUGGCGUGUGGUAGAGAAGCCUACCGAAGAUGUUGAGGUGCUUUAUGGAGCUGAUUUAGAAACAGGGACAUUUGGUAGUGGUUUUCCCAAUAUGCCCUCACAAGUUGAAGGUGCAGAUGAAAAGUACUUAAAAUCCGGUUGGAACUUGAAUAACUUCCCAAAGCUUCCAGGUUCAGUGCUCUCAUAUGAAAGUAGUGAUAUAUCUGGUGUUUUGGUUCCAUGGUUGUAUAUAGGAAUGUGCUUCUCAUCUUUUUGUUGGCAUGUUGAAGAUCAUCAUUUAUAUUCAAUGAAUUACAUGCAUUGGGGGGAUCCAAAAAUAUGGUAUGGUGUUCCAGGACAAGAUGCCAUUAAAUUAGAGGAAGCUAUGAGAAAGCAUUUACCCGAUCUUUUUGCACAACAACCAGAUUUGCUUCAUAAACUUGUGACACAACUUUCUCCAUCAAUACUAAAAUCUGAGGGGGUGCCUGUGUAUCGAUGCAUUCAAAAUCCUGGAGAAUUCGUGUUGACUUUUCCUCGAUCAUAUCAUUCAGGAUUCAACUGUGGUUUUAAUUGUGCUGAGGCUGUGAAUGUGGCUCCUUUUGAUUGGUUGCUUCAUGGGCAUAAUGCAAUUGAACUUUAUCGUGAACAGGGGAGAAAAACAUCAAUUUCUCAUGAUAAACUCUUGCUUGGAGCUGCAAGAGAUGCUGUAAAAGCUCAAUGGGAAAUGAAUUUGCUUCGAAAUAAUACACCUGAUAACCUAAAAUGGAAAGAUGUUUGUGGGAAAGAUGGGAUCCUAUUGAAAGCCCUCAAGGAACGUUUGGAAAUGGAGCGUGUGAUGAGGGAUUAUCUUUGUAAAACUGGUCAAAAAGCAUUAAAAAUGGAAGCCACUUUUGAUGCCACAAAUGAAAGAGAAUGCAGUGUAUGCUAUUUUGACCUUCAUCUUUCGGCUGCAGGGUGUCACCAUUGUUCACCUAACAAGUAUUCUUGCUUGAAUCAUGCAAAAGAAUUUUGUGGGUGUUCAUUGAACUCAAAGUUUUUCCUUUUUCGUUAUGACAUGAGUGAUUUGGGGAUUCUUGUUGAAGCUUUAGAAGGAAAAUUAAGUGCAAUUUAUAGAUGGGCAAAACUUGAUCUUGGACUCAUAUUAACAAACCAUGUACCUAAAGAUUCGGGUAUAAAGUCACCAUCCAAAGAGACAUUGGUUGUGAAAAAUAGUGAUGAUGUUAUUAUUAUUCUUAGUGAUGAUGAGGGUGAAAAUUCCAUCAAAAAAGACAAAUCUUGCAAAAGUGAUACACUACAAGGUGUGGGUGACAUCACUCGUGGGUCCCACCAAGAAAUGGUUUCCUCCCAAAAGAAUCUUGAGAGAUGUAAUAGACGUAAAGGUCCUUGUAUUGCUAAGGUUGUUAGAAGGUUAAAUUGCAAUGUUGAGCUUCUUGAAUUUGGAAUUGUGCAAUCGGGAAAGUUAUGGUGUGAUAAUUGUGCCAUUUAUCCUAAAGGAUUCCGGAGUAGGGUUAAGCAUAUAAAUAUUCUUGAUCCAACAAAUACGUGCUACUACAUUUCAGAAAUCUUGGAUGCUGGAUGGGAUAGACCUAUAUUUAUGGUUUCUUUGGAGAAUUGUGUAAGUGAAGUGUUUAUCCAUUUAUCAGCUGUGAAAUGUUGGGAUAUGGUGAGGGAGAGAAUUAAUCAAGAAAUCUUGAAGCUUCAUAAGUUGGGAAGAUUAAAGCUUCCACCUUUACAGCCUUCUGGAAGUCUUGAUGGCAUGGAAAUGUUCGGUUUCUCCUCCCCUUUCAUCUUGCAGGGGAUUCAGUCAAAGGAUAGGCAUCGGAUGUGUAAAGAAUACUGGGAAUCAAGGCCUUUUCACACUCAAUCCCAUGAUGAUAUGUGUGGGAGUUCAUCUGUAAAUAUUGAAGAUCAAAGUAACUCAGGAGAUGAUACCAUUGUAUCGGGUUUGUUCAAGAAAGCAAAUUUAGAGGAAUUAAACGUGUUCAUGAGUGUUUUGACUAAGGAUGAUUCAAAUCAGAAUAGGGUAAUGAGACUCCUCAAUGAAGAGAUUGUGAAACGACUGAGACAAAUUAAAAAAUGCUCAUGAGUGUUUGGAGCAAUGAAGAGAUAGUUAAACGACUGACAUGACAUGAUCUAACUAAUGUUUUCUUGUUUUGUGAAACGUUUCAAUCUUGUGUAGUUAGUUAGUGGUUAGAAUAGGGUUUACCUGUUGGUGACAAAUGGUAGAUAUCAAAUUUUUGAUGGUUGUUGGGUUAAUGUUGAGAAAUUUGAAUUCUUCAGCAAGACCUUGUUUUUUAGACUAUGG
Lactuca virosa is the source of this 3640-nucleotide messenger RNA. Lineage: Eukaryota; Viridiplantae; Streptophyta; Magnoliopsida; Asterales; Asteraceae. The record is from the annotation of a GenBank genome assembly.